GAAUUGAUUCAUCUACGCUAUUUGAAUCUCUCUAGGUGUAACAUUAAUAGGUUUCCGGAAUCGUUGUGCAACUUGUAUAAUCUACAAACAUUAAUAUUGAAUGGAUGUACUAAGCUGACCAUGUUGCCCAGUGGCAUGCAUAAUCUUGUGAAUUUACGGCAUCUUGAUCUUAGGGGAACUUCUUUGGAAGAAAUGCCUGGAGGAAUAAGCAAAUUGGAGCACUUGCAUACCUUACGUUCCUUUGUGGUGGGCAAUAAUGAGGAUAAUGGAAUCCAGGAAUUAGGAGGGCUCUCAAAUCUUCAUGGAUCGUUGGUGAUUAAGAAGUUGGAGAAUGUUGUUGAUGUCACACAAGCAAGGAGUGCAAGGAUGUUGGAGAAGAACCACAUUGACCACUUAUUGUUGGAAUGGUGUUCAGAUGAUGAAAUGGUUUCAAACACAGAGACGGAGAGAGAUAUACUCGAUGGCUUGAAAGUGUUGAUAAUGAAGGGAUACAAGGGCGAAACAUUUCCAGAUUGGUUGGGUCGCUGUUCCUACAACAAUAUGACAAAUGUAUAUCUAGAGUCUUGCAAGAAUUGCUGCGUGCUGCCUUCACUUGGACAGCUGCCAUCUCUAAAGUCCCUGCACAUUGAAGGUUUUCUUGAGCUCAAGCGUAUUGGUGAUGAGUUUUACAAGAGUGACAGCGAUCAUCAUUCCUCGCCUAUUGCACCGUUUCCUUCACUCGAGGGAUUGGUGUUUGAUAACAUGCCAUACUGGGAGGAGUGGAACGUACCUGACCCAGAAGCUUUUCCUCAGCUUAAGAUACUUCGAAUUGAACGUUGUCUAAUGGCAUAUUCAGGAGAAGGGUUUCUUGUUUGUCGGAUGUUUCGAAAGUAGAAAUGCGGGAAGAUGAUGAACCAUCAACCAUCUGUGUUGCCUCCAAGAACUAUGCAUUUCAGGGUGUCCGUCAAUUGUAUCCCUUCCGAGUAAUUGUUUACCCAAAUCUCUGCAAAAGCUGACAAUCUCGAGUUGCCCAAACUUUGAAUUCCUCGAGCAACAGCAGCAAAAGUAUGAUUUGGUAGAGCUACAAAUAGACUACAGCUGUGAUUCACUGUGCUCCUUGUCGUUGGAUGUCUUUCCCAAUCUCAAGAAUCUCCAGAUAAAAUGGUGUAGGAAUCUGGAAUCAGUGUCAAUGUCAGAGGCACCACACGCUGCUCUUCAACGUCUCACCAUCUUUGGAUGCGACAAAUUAGUGUCAUUUGCAGGAGAAGGACUGGCUGCACCCAACUUGACUCAUCUUCAAGUUGGAGGCAUUACCACGUGACAUGAAGAGUCUACUCCCAAGUCUACAGUCUCUCGUGAUACCUGGUUGCUCAGACAUGUGCAGGUUGGCAGAGGGUGGUUUGCCGCCUAACUUGAAAUCACUUGAAGUGGGAAUUUGCGAGGAACAAAUGAGGGAUCUCUCAUGGAUGGCCAACUUGCACGCCCUCACUCAUCUCACAAUUAAUGGUUAUAAGUGUAAGAACGUAAAGUCAUACCCAGAGGUGGGUUCGCUGCCUCACCUUCCCUCCCUUACCACUCUUUGUAUUGAAUUCUUUGAUAAUCUGGAGACAUUGGAGUGCAACGAGCUUCUCCGCCUCACCUCCCCUUCAACAAUUGCACAUUGCAUCAUGUUCAAAGCUGGAGAAUAUGGAAGGAGAAAAGCUGCCUCCCUCUCUCUUGCGACUUGAAGUUUAUUUUUGUGAUUUGCUGGGAAAACACUGCAAGAACAAGCAUCAACUAAUCUGGCCCAAAAUUUCCCACAUCCCAACCAUUCAAGUCGAUUGAGCAGGUACAUUGUAAUGAAGUAAAAGUGCCCAAAUGGUAGAGAUUUCAUCAUGUAUAAUCUUAUACAAACAUUUUAGCUUCAGGUUUUCAUUGCACAUGUAUAUCUAUAUAUAUGGAGAUGUGAAUUGGAUUAAUGUGUUGGGAAGCAGUAGUGUUUUCUGAUUUCAGCCUUCAUUUUAAUUGGUGUCUAUACUAGUUUAAAUUAAUGACUGAUGUGUAUCAUAUGAUUCAUUUCUACA
Arachis duranensis is the source of this 2042-nucleotide messenger RNA. RefSeq names its product putative disease resistance RPP13-like protein 1. The coding region runs from base 121 to 873 and encodes 250 amino acids. The transcript has 3 exons. The record is from RefSeq and is a predicted model, not a curated record. Lineage: Eukaryota; Viridiplantae; Streptophyta; Magnoliopsida; Fabales; Fabaceae.